Molecule: messenger RNA, 1107 nt
Organism: Linepithema humile (Argentine ant)
Lineage: Eukaryota; Metazoa; Arthropoda; Insecta; Hymenoptera; Formicidae
Source: RefSeq, a predicted model, not a curated record
AUGAAUCAGAGCAAAAAGUGCACCAGUUUAAGUGAAAUAAAUAAUAAGCUCACAGAAGAAGUGUUAACAAGUAUUCUCUCAAAAGCACAUAAUGGAAAGGAAGUGCAGUUAACAGACUGGAACUUUAAAGCGGGGUCUGCUAAGGGCGACAAUUAUUUGUCAAAUGUUUAUAAGGGCAGCGUGAACGGCAUCAUCAACGACGACCCAAAGCAACAUGCGCAGAUAAAUAUUGUCGUCAAGUCAAUGCCGAAGAAUCCUGGCACAAGAAAGUCUCUCAGAAGUGCCGACUUUUUCUCCAAUGAAAUUACUUUUUACACAAAGAUUAUCCCCAAAUUUGAGAAGUUCGUAGCAGACAAAGGACAAAGCGAUUUAUUACACAUACCACGUUACUUGGCUUCCUUCACGGAUGACGAAAACGAUUUUAUAAUUCUGGAAGAUGCAUCUUGUCUAGGAUUUUAUAAUAUAUCGAGACAGCACAUCUUAGACUGGACGGGAUGUACAGCAAUCUUGAAAAUAUUGGCAAAAUUUCACGCAAUCUCGUUUGCGUACAAAGAUCAAAAGAAAGAAGAGUUUGCUGAGCUUGCGGAUUCUUUGAAAGAAACUUUCUUCACUAGUAACUAUUGGCAUUGGUACAAAGGUUUUCAUGAAAAGGUACAAGUUGUUGUUAGACGGGCAUUAGCCAUCGAAUAUCCUAAUAGUAAAGCCGAGGAACGAUACAAUUCUUACAAGCUGGGCGUUCUAUUUGACAAAUGCAUAGAAUUAUGCGAGAGAAAAGUUGCUCCUACAUCAGUUAUAACCCAGGGUGACUGUUGGAUUCCGAACUUCUUACUUCGCGAUAUUGAGCCAAACCGAACAGAAUCAAUAAUGCUCGAUUUUCAACUUGCACGUUGUGUGCAGGAACAAUUUGUUUUUGGCGUAUUUCAAGCACUCGAUGUCAUUCCAGUAGCUUUGAUGACUGUAUCUGAAUCAUUCAGUAUAGAAACCGCUGUUGAGGGUGAUGAGGCAAUAGAUAUUAGUGAUGCGAUGAACUUUAAUAUUACAACAGCAAGCGGAAGACAAAGAAUAGCAGAUGUGAUAAUUCAUAGCAUUGAGAGAGGAUAUAUAUGA